Alternaria conjuncta is the source of this 2409-nucleotide messenger RNA. RefSeq lists its product as uncharacterized. The coding region runs from base 1 to 2409 and encodes 802 amino acids. The transcript has 2 exons. The record is from RefSeq and is a predicted model, not a curated record. Lineage: Eukaryota; Fungi; Ascomycota; Dothideomycetes; Pleosporales; Pleosporaceae.
AUGCGCUGGCUCAGAGGCAGCACGGCGGCAGGAACACCGGGCGCAGAGGAAGGAGUUGGUAAAGAAAAUGUCAUGCCAAUGGCAUCAGACAACGUCAAUGCCGAGGGCGCGGAAGAUGAGGUUGAGACCUCGAAGAAGCCGUUGCGCAACACUCCGCGCCGUGCUGCAGCAAAAUCUAAGAAGGGCGCUCCUGCCAAAGCAUCGCCCGCGAAGGCCGCGACUCCCCUACGCCGAUCCACGCGCGCGCAAUCGAGAAAGAGCGGGGGCUUCUUCGACGCGGCGCAGGAAGCCACUCCAGACCCGAUGUCAAUCGCCUCGAUCAUAGAUGCACCUCCGACAUCGACAUCGACACCACCACCACCAUCACCACAACAGUGGUUCAGUGUUGCCCAAGAAGAAAGUCUAUUACGACAGAUGGAAAACCUACACAAGAGUGUCGUUGAGUUGAGAAAGAUGGGAGAGCCACAGCACGUCAUCGCUCACACUCAGGAAGACGAGAGUCACGUAUCGGCGGGUGAGAUGGAGGUGCCACAGCAGGUCAUCUCUCACGCUCAUUCGGACGAGACGGCAGCGGGAGGUGAGAAUCGAGAGCCGGCGGUUGAGAUGACUGAGUCUCUGCGAGGUGCUGUCGCUUCAGAAGAGGCUGUCGCUCCAGGACUGACUGUCCCUGUACAGGAGACUGCUGCUGUACAGGAGACUGCUGCUGUACAGGAGACUGCUGCUGUACAGGAGACUGCUGCUGUACAAGAGACUGCUGCUGUACAGGAGACUGUUGCUGUACAAGAGACUGCUGCUGUACAAGAGACUGCCACUUCACAAGCGACAGAAAACAGUCACCGGUUUUACUCAACCACACCGGCUUUCGAUCAUGCCAACCAGAACUCGACGCUUCCUGUAGAUAACACAACAACCUCCGCGGCCGGCGUAUGCUACGUUCCAGCAUCGAUGCGCCCCGAUGGCUCCAUCCGUAAAGAGAUGAAGAUUCGCCCCGGCCACUCCUCAUCGGUGCCUACAAAUACGGAACCUCACAUCACAUUCAUCCCAGCCCAAUCGGCAUCCGAGGGACUCCCAUCACAAACCGAGACUGCUCAGACGUCAAUUCCAGCCCCGUCGACCUCGAAUCAAUCGAAUGAAUCCUUUACGAACCAUAGGGCCGUCCGCCCUGGCGGACUCUCUACAAGCAAGUAUGCGGUUGUCCCAGCUGCACCAAUUGAACCCACAGAUCCGCCCAUGCCGUUCUCUGCAUACGCCAACUCAGGCAAACGUCGGCAUGUCGAGGAAGAGAACGAAGGACCAUCGGGCUUUCAGCAUGAGCGUUCAGCAAAACGCGUGCGUACUACGCAUAGUCGCGACCCUUAUGACAGAUACGAAUGGGCGCUUAUCAAUGACAACAUGAGGGAUAGUCAGGAUCAAAGCAUGAACUCUGAACCUGAAGAGACGCCAGAACGGUCAGUUGUAGGUCAAGACAUCAUCGAUAGAGAGCCAGUCAUCAAGACUGAACCCACCGAUGAUGCACCAAGUAACCUCGCUGUGAUCCCGCCGGCGCACCAGACCCUGCUCACGCCAGCUCAGUCCAAUUCACCAAGUAUAAGCCGGGCAACUGCAGGACCAACAGCAACGCAACUUACUGACUCGCAAACUCCUGUCUCAACUCCCGAGUAUAUCGACCUUUUUCGUCUAUGCAUACCACACUCUAGCGUCCGCCAACCGACACUGGCCGAGGCUAAUCUUCUGAGAGAGAUGGAAAGAAAAGCGGCGAAAAUUUUGAGUGGCAGGCAGGCGAAAGUCGACAUCAGAAGCCAGCUUCCAGCCUGGAUGCGCGAGGGCAUGUGUAAGACCCAGAGAGAACGGGUGGCUGCCAUUCAGAGGCGCAUCAUGGCAGCGAAAUCAGGUCCUCGUCGCAAUGCCGACGUGAGAAGUUUCAACAACAGGGCGGUCGUAUCUACGCCGGCGCCCAUGAGAACCGCGCCAGCACCUGUCACGCAACAUUACCAGCAGGCGCCUCCCAUGACCGCACCAGCAGCACCACCGCAAGUUCAACCCUCAGCACCUCAACAAGCCCGUCAACCCUACGGUCUCGACCCUCUCCAGUACGAAAAGUUUUUCGGUCCAGCUUUAGUAUACAGUGCCCUGGAACAAGUCAACAACAUGCUGGGAGCUCUUGGGGUCAGCGUACGCUGUUUCCUCAGUGGCAUGGACACGAUAACUCUAAAGAAAAACCAUGAAAUAGUACUACCUCCGGCUCCGCCAGGCUGCAUGCCUCUUUCACUCGAAAACAUGCCCUACGCUAAAUUGGCCGGUCCGGCUCUGGUGAAUCACGCGUUACACCAGGUCAACGAGAUGAUGAGCUCAUUGUGGCCUGGUCAGUUUGUGUUGCAUGGGAAGGACAUGCUGCUGUUGCAGUCGUAG